UAAUAAGAUACGCUACAUAAGUUUCUCUGCUCGUGCUUUGACUAAAUCUGAACGCAAUUAUUCCACUACCAAGCGUGAACUAUUGGCUAUUGUCUACAUAUUCACCAAGUAUCAUCAGUGGUUGUAUGGUAAUCCAUUCACCCUUUACACUGAUCACAAAGCGCUUGUAUAUCUUAACACACAAGACAUCCCAAAUCCUAUGAUGCUGAACUGGUUUGAAACUAUUUUCAACUACACGUUCUCUGUCGUACAUCGUCCUGGUAUUGAUAAUGUGUUGCCUGAUGCUCUUUCUCGUUUGUUCUCUGAUGAGGAUAACAAACUGGAGGGGGGUAAAACUGAGAAAAUUUUAUCAAAUUCUUCUCAUACAUCAGCCACACAAACCAAUUCAGACACUACAGAUGGUAAUACAAAUCGCAUUGCUGCUGUCAAAGCAGUCGAUUACAUGACACCACCUCCUGAAGAGAGACACUCUCUAUUAUUAAACGCCCAUUUACUUGGUCAUUACGGAGCAGAUCAUAUUGUCACGACUCUCCACAACGAUAACCUACACUGGACAAAUAUGAAACAAGAAGCCUUAUCUCUUGUUGGCAAUUGUCCAGACUGUCAAUUAUACAACGUUGGCAAACACGGCUAUCAUCCACCUAGAAGUAUCCUCGCAGAUGCACCUGGUGAUCACUGGGCAAUGGACCUCGGUUCAUUCAAUGUAACCUCAUCUAACGGUAAUAAUUAUAUACUAGUUAUGGUUGACAUGUUUACACGUUUCACCAUACUAAGAGCAUUACCAGAUAAAUCCGGCGCUACUAUUGCUAAAGA
Messenger RNA from Auanema sp. JU1783, 813 nucleotides. Lineage: Eukaryota; Metazoa; Nematoda; Chromadorea; Rhabditida; Rhabditidae. The record is from the annotation of a GenBank genome assembly.